AUGUUUCGUAAUCAAUUGGCCAGAGCUUCAAUCAGAUCGACCAGUUCAAUUAACCAAAUUCGAAAUAUGAUUACAGCACAAGCAGUUGUAUAUGCCCAACAUGGGGAACCUAAGGAUGUCUUAAAGACUCACAAGUAUGAGAUUGACGAUGACAAUCUCGAUUCUAAUUCUAUUAUUGUCAAGACUUUAGGAUCGCCUGUUAAUCCCUCUGAUAUUAACCAAAUCCAAGGUGUUUAUCCUUCGAAACCAGAAAAAACCACCGAAUUAGGCUCUAGUGAACCAAUUGCAGUGUGUGGUAAUGAAGGCUUAUUUGAAAUCGUGAAGGUGGGUAAAAAUGUUUCAAACUUCAAGGAAGGUGAUUGGUGUGUUCCAUCUGCUGUGAAUAUGGGAACUUGGAGAACUCACAUGUUAUGUGGCAGUGAAGAAAUGACUAAGAUUCCUAAUCCCGAACAAUCCAAGGCUAAUGGAAAGCCAAAUGGGUUAUCUAUCAACCAAGGAGCUACAAUUUCGGUGAAUCCUUUAACCGCUUACUUGAUGUUGACUCAUUACGUUAAACUCACUCCAGGUAAGGAUUGGUUUAUUCAAAACGGGGGUAAUUCGGCUGUUGGUAAAUAUGCCACCCAAAUCAGUAACUUAUUAGGAAUCAACUCGAUUUCGGUUGUCAGAGAUAGAGAAAAUCUUCAAGAAUUGAUCAAGGAUUUGACUGAAGAAUGCGGUGCCACCAAGGUCAUCACUGAAGAACAAAAUGCAUCAAAAGAAUUUGGUAGUGAAAUCAAAUCGUGGCUUAAAGAAACUGGCGGUGAAAUCAAAUUAGCCUUGAAUUGUGUUGGGGGUAAGAACUCCACCGGAAUUGCCAGAAAAUUGAGCAACAACGGUUUAAUGUUAACAUACGGUGGUAUGUCGAUGCAACCAGUCAUUUUGCCAACUUCUUUGCACAUUUUCAAGAACAUUACUUCCUCUGGAUUCUGGGUCACCCAAUUAUUGAAGAACGAUAUGGAAUUAAAGCGUAAGACAUUGAACCAAAUCAUCGAAUGGUACGAAAAUGGUCAAUUAAAAGAUGCUCCUUCCAAGGAAACAAAGUUUAACUCAAACGAUGACUUGAGCAAGUACUAUAUUGAUGGCAUUGUAAACUCCAAGGGUGGUAAGCAAUUAAUUGUGUAUUAG
Molecule: messenger RNA, 1164 nt
Organism: Debaryomyces fabryi
Lineage: Eukaryota; Fungi; Ascomycota; Pichiomycetes; Serinales; Debaryomycetaceae
Gene: ETR1
Product: Etr1p
Exons: 1
Coding region: 1-1164 (387 amino acids)
Biological process (GO): fatty acid metabolic process
Cellular component (GO): mitochondrion
Molecular function (GO): trans-2-enoyl-CoA reductase (NADPH) activity
Source: RefSeq, a predicted model, not a curated record